Xenopus tropicalis (tropical clawed frog) is the source of this 5290-nucleotide messenger RNA. It is a transcript of the gene slc16a14, whose product is annotated as solute carrier family 16 member 14. Bases 2363 to 3904 code for a protein of 513 amino acids. The transcript has 5 exons. Gene Ontology annotation, biological process: transmembrane transport; monocarboxylic acid transport. Lineage: Eukaryota; Metazoa; Chordata; Amphibia; Anura; Pipidae. Gene Ontology annotation, cellular component: plasma membrane. Gene Ontology annotation, molecular function: transmembrane transporter activity. The record is from RefSeq and is a predicted model, not a curated record.
CCUUGUUGUAAAAUUGUUGCAGGUCUCAGAUGAUAGAGACCUGCGGCAAACCCCUUGAACAGAGAACUGCCUGCAUGGAGCAGUGCAUUAUACAAGAGGGGGUAAGGACUGGGCUGGCAUGCAUGCACUGUGCAACUUGCAACAAAUAAUUGCAAGGUAUUGCCUGAAUUUACAUUUUGCUUGGGGAAAAUAACCUCUUACUUCUAUAAUAUGCAUGUACAUGUGAACAUCUAAGGACGCAUAUGGAUUGUGGUUUAGUUAUAUAUCUGCACAGCACCAUCACCUAACAUAGAAGUAAAGAUCAAGACCAACUUUUUUAUUGGUAAUCUUUGUCGGGCAGUAAAAGCAAAUAUAUCUUUAAAUACCAAUGGAUACAGAGCUUAAAAGAAAUUGGGACCCAAGGAACCACUGUGAAGAAAACUGAUUGUGCCAUAGCUACCAUAAGAUAAUACUCUGUAUUAAAGAUAAUACUCUGUAUUAUAUUUUUGUUGUGGCACUUCCUACAUUUAUGUAUACUGUUGUUCCAAACAUAGAAAUAGGGAAUGUUUUAAGGUUUCAAUCAGACCUGAAAUUUUAAGAAGCAGUAAACCCCAACCUUCAGUUUUUGACUUAUCACUCACCUGCUGAGGACCCCCUGCCCUAACACAUUGAUGCCUUCACCCAAAAGUACCAGAGCCCUUGUGCUGUCUAUUUGACUACAAAAUUUUGCUGUGGGGUUGGCCAAAACCCCUCAAAUCUGGUUUCUGGCUCCUUGGCAGCAAUUGGGACUCUUCCAGUUUUGUACUGCUCGGGAAUCCAGAGGCCCAGAACUGCUCCUUGUGUCUGUUAAGGAUGCCAUCUCAAAUUAUACUGUAACCUGUGCUACACAGCAGCUGGGAAGCAGGAAACCUACCCAAGAAUCCUUCACAGUAGAACAGAAAAUAUUUUACCAGGAACUGAAGGAACCCACAAUCAUUUUGUUUUCCUGUUCCAUCUAAUUCCCAAAUUCUGGUGUAUCCUACUGAAAAAGUCUUGUUGACAUUUCCAUUUGACAUGAAAGUCUGUAUGUGCUGUAGGUUGGACUUUUCCUCUGUCUUUAAACUGCUUAUUCGAAUCAACUGUUCGUUCCAAUAGACAAUGAGAGUGGAUACUUCAAAUUGGUCAGGUUUGGAUCUAUAUAGAUGCCAUUUUACACAAGUUAUUUGGUUUUGAGGUUCUCUUAAAACCUGCCACUAAAGCAACCCUUUAAACCCUUACCUUGCAUAUUUCCUGGUCUCACUUCCCAAGCUGUAUAUUCCCACUCAACAUAUAAAGUCAAGAAACCAAAAUAAUGUAUAGAGCAUUGAUUCCCAGACUGUAGGCAUGGCUACCCUGAGGGGGGGAGAAUUAGUGAUUUGGUGUUUCUGAGGUUUUGAGAUUUGCAAUUGGUAUUGAAUUGGUAGUGGAACCCCUUCCAGUUAGCAGUUAAUACUGUGUAAAAAGGGACUAGGAACAAUGGUAGGGGGUUUUAGCCUGAAGUUCUAAACUGGGGAGAAUGGCCAUUUGCUCUUCUAGAUACACAAGGAGGUGCGUCUGCUGUCCUAUAUAUUCCGUAUAUUCUCUGAUACACCAGUAUUUGUACAGUCAGUACUCAUUUCAUGUGCAGGAGCCCUGACUAAAGUUUGGACCCUCGAGAGUGGGCCCUAGUAAAAGUUUGGACCUUCAAGAGUGAUUAAACUGGAAAAAGUUUGACAAUUACUGGCAUAAAGAGUGGUGUCUAUGUGGUGCAAUAAAAGAGAAUAUAAUGGAGUUUGUGUAUGGAGCAUUGUUAUAAAAGUGGUGAGGGAUUUCUGUGUUAAAUACAUUAUUGCAAAAUCCCUGCAGAUCCCAGGAAACCUUUGGCUGAUAAUAACCAUGUCGUCAUUACUUCAGAGUCAAACAAAUGCCAUGAAGAAUAUCAGGUCAGCCUGGUUUAUUGCCAGAGACUGUAAAAGCAUUUUGUUAUUACCCAAUGUUCAAAUACCCUUCGGGAAUUGACUUUCAUGUCCUAUAAUGUAUAGACAGCAUUCCUCUUUCUCCCUGCUCUGAUUAUACAUUAAAAUUAUAGCAUUAAACACAAGAGAAAUGGACUUUGCAUUUGCUGACAUGGUGCUUAGCUGGUGCUGUUUAUCCUGCUGCUUUCCACACUUCAGUCUCCUACAUUCCAUUUACACAACUUCUAGACUCCAGCAUGACCCUCAGUAGGAGCCAAUGAAACUGGCAUCUGCCCCUAAUCUGGGAGGAAACUCAAAUUCUUCAGUCAAUAAAUUGUGCUCACAGUGGGAUUCAUUGCAAUGGUUCAGUGAGUGGAGGUGAACAUCAAUCUCUGGACUCAGCCACGGUAACACUCUUGUUGUAGCGCAGGAUGUGCAGCGCAGGAACAGACAUGGGAAAGGAGUUGGCCAAAGAUACAAAGAGCAAGACACAGAUGAAGAAAGUGAACCCCAACAUUGACAGGGGGUGGGCAUGGAUGGUGGUGCUGUCAUCUUUCCUUGUCCAUCUGCUAGUAAUGGGAUCACAGAUGGCACUUGGGAUUCUCAAUUUAGAAUGGCUUGAAGAAUUCAAACAGAGCAGAGGUCUGACAGCCUGGAUCAGCUCCCUCAGUAUGGGCAUCACUUUGAUUGUUGGUCCAAUUAUUGGCUUGUUCAUUAACACGUGUGGGUGUCGAAAGACUGCGAUGAUUGGAGGGUUCCUGACUUCCCUUGGCUGGGUGCUGAGUGCCUAUGCCCCUAAUGUGCAUUUUCUGUUCUUCUCAUUUGGCGUGACUGCUGGUAUUGGCAGUGGGAUGGUUUAUCUACCUGCAGUUGUCACAGUUGGCCAUUAUUUCCAAAAGAGACGAGCACUAGCACAAGGUCUGAGUACCACAGGUACUGGCUUUGGGACAUUCUUAAUCACAGUCCUACUGAAGUACCUGUGCAGGGAGUUAGGCUGGAGGAAUGCCAUGAUUAUUCAAGGUGCUGUCACCCUAAACUUGUGUGUGUGCGGUGCACUCAUGAGACCACUAGAUCACGAUGAGGAACACUUGAAAGACCAUGAAGAGGCUGCAGUUGAUCCCAAAGAUGCUAAGGAAGGUGCACUGUUAAAUGUUAAUGCCAUAAAAGCUAACAGCGAGUUACAUGAAGAAGAAGAGGGAAAGGCCAGUGCAGAUACUGCUGUAUCAUGGAGCAAGGAAGAAACAAGAAAUGACAUAUUUAUUAACGAUAUGAACAAGCUUAGCAUCAUGAAGACCCUAACCCAUAUGACUGUGUCUGUAAGAUCCGGUUUCUUUGCCUGGUAUUCCAGCUACUUUGGAGCAUCAUCCCUUUUCACUAAUAAAGUCUUUGUUGCCUUUGUAUUUUGGGCACUACUGGCCUAUUGUAGCUUUGUGAUUCCCUUCAUUCACCUGCCGGAGAUUGUGGAGAUGUAUGGCCUGACAGAGCAGAACAACAUUUUUCCCCUCACCUCCAUCAUUGCCAUUGUCCAUAUUUUUGGCAAAGUCAUUUUAGGUUUCCUUGGUGACCUGCCAUGUGUUAGUGCCUGGAAUGUAUUCAUUGCAUCCAAUUUUACCCUGGGCGUGAGCAUCCUUAUUCUGCCGCUCAUGCAUGUGUACUCCAGCCUGGCUCUAGUCUGUGCUCUCAUUGGGUUCUCCAGUGGAUACUUCUCUCUCAUGCCUGUUGUCACUGAAGAUUUAGUGGGUAUCAAGCAGCUGGCGAAUGCUUAUGGGAUCAUUAUCUGCGCCAAUGGAAUUUCAGCACUUUUGGGACCACCUUUUGCAGGUUGGAUCUAUGACAUUACCCAGAAAUAUGAUUAUUCCUUCUAUGUUUGUGGCUUGCUGUAUAUGGUGGGAAUCAUUUGCUUGCUUCUGGAGCCCUGUCUGCAAUCAAAAGAUCAACCAUCAAAGAAAUUAUCUGGCAGCCAAGAGGCCUGAAUAUUCCAUAAACUCUCUCAUUGCCAGAGGGAAAGGACCAGAGCCAGAACACUGUGCAGUUGUGUAUGCAUGUUGCAUACAACCCUUUGUUUCUUCUGCUUUGUCACGUUGGGGGUUGGAACAAGAUGGGAGUUUCUGUAGACUCUUGGAAGCAAUCCUAGCAAAUGUCUCUUAAAUCUUGUUUGUUAAGUCGUCAGAAAAUCUAUUUCCAGACCAGAGUGUUCCAUUGUUAACUAGCGCACACAAUACAAUGGGUAUGCCUGGCUCGGUAGCCACCCUAGUCACCAGAAGAUGUCCACUAGUGCAAAAAUUAUACCUUACAGAGGGAAAAGUUCCACUUGCAAGAAUACAGUGGAUCACAGUGAUAUUGUAAUAGUAAGCAAGUGAUAUUGUAAUAGUAAGCAAUUGCUUUCAGACCUUGGUACAACAUUUUCCCCACUAGUACACCUCUGUGUACCUCCCACAGCCAUAGCAGCUUCCCAUCAUAGAAUAGCUGCUGCCUGAGAGCAGGCCAAGACAGGACUGGCCCUAGAGCAGUGCCCCCCCCUGCUCCACAGUAGUCCCACCACUUUAGAAAACUGAUGACAUUUUUUGUCUGUUCCAGCAGAACAUUUCUGACUUGGAUCAGAACAAAUUUAUUGCUUUGCUUAUAUAAUGUCCUGUAAAGCUUAGGGAGCAAGUAAUAAUGUCAGCGCAGUUAGAAACUGACAUAAUGUCUGUGGUGUAAAUUAAUGCAAGAGAGGCUGCUGUAAGAUGCCCUAGAUGGGCUGUUUGGUCCUCUGUGUACUUAAAAUGCCAGAACCUGGGCCUGGGCUUCAGCUCUGUGGGUCAGUGUAUGGGUUGGCGGCUAAGGGGCCUUUUUUAAGUAUUGCCUAAGGUAGUGUUAACUGCCUGCUGCUAUUCACCCUUGCAAAGUGAAUGAUGGUAGCAACCUUAUGUGUAUAACAGCCUAAAAAAAUCUGAAUUAUUAAUGAACUGAAGUAUGAUUGGGAUGGCAGUUUGGCAAGUUAAUUGGUAACCAGAUCAGCAGCGUGGGGAUUGUAUGCAAAUGAUGAAAGACCCUGGCUCCUACUUUAGCUUGGUGCCCAAGCCAUAAGGCUAAAUAAGCCCAGGGGAGGUCCUUCCUAAAUAAAAAAAACAAAAGGUUUGUUUAGAUUACUCAGAUUAGAAGUAAAAAAUGUCUAGUGGGGCAGAUUAAAUGUUUAUCUAUAAACAUGUAGUCUAUAUAUAAAGUCCUGCAAGUCCUCUCCCAUCCCAUCAGCCAUUUUGUAGGUGUUUUAUUACUGUUUUAUUAUCAGAAACUGAAAGAAUGAUGACACACAUUGUGUUUUGCAUAAUAUGGGCCUUUGUACAGGAACACUCUCAUUAAACAACAAAUUGCCCCUA